Molecule: messenger RNA, 1557 nt
Organism: Lampris incognitus (smalleye Pacific opah)
Lineage: Eukaryota; Metazoa; Chordata; Actinopteri; Lampriformes; Lampridae
Gene: gemin2
Product: gem (nuclear organelle) associated protein 2
Exons: 10
Coding region: 310-1101 (263 amino acids)
Biological process (GO): spliceosomal complex assembly; spliceosomal snRNP assembly
Cellular component (GO): nucleus; SMN complex; spliceosomal complex
Source: RefSeq, a predicted model, not a curated record
UUUGUGCUUAUCUACUGUAAAGCGUCCUUGGGUUCCCUAAAAGGCGCUGUACAAAACUAAGUGAAGUUGAGUUGUUGCGGAAAGAACGUGGGCUCGCCCGUAUGGCGUCCGUUACCAGGACAACGACCGCGCUUGCCGACGGCGUCAUCACUCCGCGUCCAAAUUCAAUAUGGCGGAGAAGCGUGUUUUGGCCAAAGCCGAAUGAGUAGAGAUCGCUUUUUUUUUAUUUUAAAAAAGCCUUUGGUCUCUCCAGGGCCUUUUUUUUUUUGCUACGCAGACACGUUUUCGUAACGGAACUCUUAAUGCGCGAUGAAGUCGGACGCAGAGGAGUUGAUGCCCAGGCUGCUGCCCGUUGAAUUUGGGGACCAAACGCGAGACGUGGACUUAAACGGGCCACCAAGAAACCCACAGGAGUACCUGCGACAAGUCCAGUUGGAGGCAUCAUUAUGUCCAGACGUGGUCGUGGCUCAAAUUGACCCGAAGAAACUGAGAAAAAAGCAAACUGUCAAUGCAUCUGUGGCAGGUUGUCAGGCUGCUCCUGUGGGCUUCUCUCCCAGUCUCAUGUGGCAGCAGCAGCAAGUCAGCAACUUCUCAGACAUCAGACAGAGCAUCACUAGGCACAGGAAACACUGGAGCAACCAGAAUCUGGACGCCAACGUACUGAUGCCCAACGUUAAUGAUGAAGAAGGCUGGAAGAAGUUUUGCUUAGGAGAGAAGGUUUACCUGGGCAACACAGCCUAUGAAACGGACCCAGACCCAGGACUGGACUAUUGCAAGAUGGGCUUUCCUCCCUUUCUCAGCAUUGUCAGUAGGCUUAACCAGGCCACAGUGUCCACAGUGUUGGAGAUUCUGAUCAGCUGGUUAGAAGAAAGUGAUUUUGCUCCUCAGCUGGGCCGCUGGCUGUAUGCAUUGUUGGCCUGCCUGGAGAAGCCCCUGUUGCCUGAAGCUCAUUCUCUCAUCAGACAGCUCGCUAGAAGAUGUGCCCAGCUCCGCAGCACAUUGGAGAGUCAGGAGGAUGAGAAACUGCCUGCCCUCAACUUGCUCAUCUGCCUUGUUGCCAGGUACUUUGAGCAGAACGACCUUGCGGACCAGCAGGGGUGAGGACGGGCCAACUGUAUCCGGAGACCGCCCAAAGAUGUCAAUAAUGGAUUUACGUUCUAGACACCCCAAAUGACCACUUUUGGAAGCGGAUGGCUAUACAGCCCAGGCGGAGAACUCCACCAGUGAAAUCACUGAACAGUCCACUCAUCUUCCACUGGUUCCAGUCGUUACACUUGUUCAGGGAAGUUAUUUGGCAUCUUUUUACACACGUUAGGCAUAUAUAUGUAAAGGAUGGCACUAAAGGUCCCAGUGUGACAAUAAAUCGAGGCUCUGGUUUUUUUAUUUGAUGGAAUGUAAGAAUUCAUGGAUCAGAACCAUUUUGACUGCAGGUCAAAUAGAAUUUGAAGCAAAUACGCCUAAGAGUUAUUUUUUCUUAAAACAAGAAUGUUUAAAAUGUUCCAACCUUUUUCCUACCAUUUCGUUGAUGGAUUUAAUGAAGGGUUGAAUAAAUUUCCC